CACACUAGGAAUAAGCCCAGCUUGUUUUUUUUCUCGGCACGGAGCGCACGGCGGCAGCAGCUGUUAUUCUGAGCUUCGGUUCGCGUCUUUAAUUCGUCCAGCCACGCGCACACGAGCUGGAGGCCCACGCGUCACGCCGGGGAAAUUGUACUCAAAAUACAGCCUCUGCCGAGCAGCCCUUGUGCUAUUGCCAGCACUCGUACGCCGCCGACGCAAGAAACAAACCGCAGCGCCAAACACCAAACGAAGCCAUGACCAUCCUCUACGCGUUGGUAGCUAGACAAAAUGUCGUCCUCGCCGAGUACACGUUCACGAGCGGAAACUUCCCGACGAUCACGCGAGUAUUACUAGGAAAGAUCCCGCCCGAGGACGGGAAGAUGAGUUAUGUGUACGACCAGUACGUCUUCCAUUAUGUGGUAGAGAAACAAUUAACGUUCCUGUGCAUGGCCGACGAGUCAUUUAAAAGAAGGGUGCCCUUCGCGUUUCUGGACGACGUGAAAGAGAGGUGGUUCGCGACCUAUGGUGAUAGAGGUUCUACUGCGAUAGCCUUCGCCAUGAACGAGGACUUCGGGCGGACUUUGAAAAAACAAGUAGAAUUUUAUAAUGGACCGGAGGCGGACCAGUUCGCCACCGUCCACAAAAAAUUGGACGACGUGAAGAGCGUCAUGGUGCAAAAUAUCGAGAUGGUCUUGGAGCGGGGCGAGAAAUUGGAGUUACUUGUUGAUAAGAGCGAACAGCUCCAGUUGGACGCGUUCCGCUUCCAGAAGUCGUCGAAGCAAUUGAGGAACGCCAUGUUCUGGAAGAAGGUCAAGAUCUAUUUGUUGAUCUUCUUUGUGUGCUGCGUCGUGCUCUACGUGUUCCUCGCGGUGCUGUGCGGGCCGGCGCUGAAAUGCGGGGGCGACGACGACGACUGACGGAUGAUGUAAGUACUACUGUGUUUCGUGAUUUGUAGUUGGUUCGGGG
Messenger RNA from Pelagomonas calceolata, 963 nucleotides. The record is from the annotation of a GenBank genome assembly. Lineage: Eukaryota; Pelagophyceae; Pelagomonadales; Pelagomonadaceae.